AUGGCCCAGAAUCCUCUCCUCUUCGUCCUCCUCCUCUUCACGGUCUUCCCAGGUUUGGGCUGUCAGCCCAUGCUGAUUCAGGUGCCCUCGGUGGCGGCGGCCAGGGGAGCCACGGUCCAGCUGGUCUGCACCCUGAGCGGCGUGUCCGGCGACCACCCCGUCCAGUGGUUCCAGCAGCGGGAGGGGAAGGCCCCGCGGUUUGUGCUGCACAUCCCGGGCCACGGGGGCCGCGGCUCGCGGGGGGACGGCAUCCCCGACCGCUUCGGAGGCUCCGCCUCUGGCCACCACCGCUACCUGACCAUCCGAGACGUCCAGCCGGAGGACGAGGCCGACUACUACUGCGGGAUGGCACACGACGGGGCGGCGUCCUUUGGCGGUGGCACCCAGCUCACCGUCCUCAGGCAGCCCAAGACGUCUCCCACCGUGACCGUCUUUGCCCCGUCCGCCGCGGAGCUGUACACUGACAGGGCCACCCUGGUGUGCCUGAUGGGCGGCUUUUACCCGGGCUUCCUGUCGGUGGCCUGGAAGGCGGACGGCGUGGCUGUGUCCGAGGGGGUGGAGACCUCGGCCCCCGCCCGGCGGAGGGACGGCAGCUACGUGGCCAGCAGUUUCCUGGCCCUGAGCCCGGCCCAGUGGAGGGAGCGGGGCAGCUACACCUGCCAGGUCACCCACGACGGGAAAGUCUUCGAGAAAUCCGUGUCCCCGACCGAGUGCGCUUAGCGCCCUCGGCCCCCUCCUGUCUCCCCAGAUUCUUCCCUUCUCCAUCCACCUCCGCUCACCGGGGAGCUGCCUCCCCCUCGCUCCGGCCUCCCGCCUCGGACCCCCACAAAUCCCCCAACAAUAAAAGAU
Molecule: messenger RNA, 849 nt
Organism: Tachyglossus aculeatus (Australian echidna)
Lineage: Eukaryota; Metazoa; Chordata; Mammalia; Monotremata; Tachyglossidae
Product: immunoglobulin lambda-1 light chain-like
Exons: 4
Coding region: 1-720 (239 amino acids)
Biological process (GO): positive regulation of T cell activation; antigen processing and presentation of exogenous peptide antigen via MHC class II; immunoglobulin production involved in immunoglobulin-mediated immune response
Cellular component (GO): MHC class II protein complex
Molecular function (GO): MHC class II protein complex binding
Source: RefSeq, a predicted model, not a curated record